AUGUUUAGGACUUCUCUUACAGGUAGAUUGGCCCGUUAUACAACCAGUACUCUCCGUCUCCACCACCGAUCCGUUCGAAAGAAUUCGUCAGGACCUCCCUCGCUCAACAAGACCCACGUUCCAAGGCAGCAGCAGCAGCAGCAGCAGCAGCCCAAGAUGCACAUCCUCGUGAUCAACGACGACGGCCCGCCGUCGACGCACUCGUCCCCCUACGUCCACUCCCUCGUGCGCGAGCUCCAGGCCGCGGGCCACACGGUGUCGGUCUGCCUGCCGCACACGCAGCGCUCGUGGAUCGGCAAGGCACACAUGAUCGGCCAGACCCUCAAGCCGACCUACUACCGCCCGCCGCCCGCCUCGUCCCUGCCCGCGGGGCUCGGGUCCGAAGACGACAUCGGCACGACGCACAGCAGGCCCUCGGGGGACGGCAGCGUGGAGGAGUGGGUGCUGGUGGACGGCACGCCGGCGUCCUGCGCCCAGAUCGGCCUGCACCACUUCUUCGGGGACCGGGGCCCCGUCGACCUGGUCCUGUCGGGCCCCAACUACGGCCGCAACACCACCGCCGUCUUCGCCCUGAGCAGCGGCACCCUGGGCGGCGCCCUCGAGGCCGCCGCCUGCGGCUACAAGGCCAUCGCGCUGUCCUACGCCUUCUUCACCCGGAACCACGACCCCGAGAUCGUCGGCGCCGCCAGCAGGCACGCCGUCCGCGUCGUCGAGGCCCUCGCGAGGCAGUGGCCCGCCGACGGCAGCGCCGACGUCUACAGCGUCAACGUGCCGCUGGUGGAGGGCGUCGAGCAGCGCAAGACGCUGUGGGCCGGCCUGCUCCAGAACUACUGGAUCAAGGGGUGCAGCGCCUUCGAGGCUGUCGACGCCGACGGGGCCGACGGGCGCGACGAGGAGGAGGAGAAGAUCCGCGAGGGCGCCAAUGGCGAGGCUGCGACGCCGCGGGUCGACGGUGGGGCGAAGGUUGACGGCGAUAACGGCGGCCACCAGCACAAGCACUUCAAGUGGGCGCCGAAACUGGCCGGUGUCAUGAAGGCUGUGGAUGACGCGCCUGCCGAUUCUGACGGGCGGGUCAUCAGGGACGGCCACACGAGUGUGACGGCAUUGAAGGCCAACUUCAUGCACGCCGAUGAGAGUGCGCAAGGGCAGGAGCUGAAGCUGGACCAGGAUGAGCCUGCACCAGCAAGAACAGCACUGCCGCUCAGGACGGCGGGAACAUUCGGCCCAGAGACAGCAGUCAAGCCGGGAGAGACCCAGCCUGAUAUCCCACCAGUCCCGAGCCCAGGGGAAGAGGUAUUCGCGAUCGUCGACUACGAGGACGCCUACGUCCAGCCGAUCAUCCUCUCAGCUCUGCAGUCCCUCAUCCCAUCCAACCGGCUACGCCUCGUCUCGCCGGACGCGUCCCGCAGCCUGGCGGAACAGGUGCCCAAAGACGCCAAGCUGCUCCAGAUCAAAGCGUACGAGUCCAUCGACUUCGACCACGCAUCCGCGAACCCGUCGACGUCGCUCGUCAACAGCUACGUCAUCCGCAAGGCCCUCAUCAGGAAGCACUUCCUCUCGACGACGGUGGACCACUGGGUGGCCAAGAACCCGGCCUCGCCCCUGCGGGGCCACGUCAGGGCCAGCGAGCCGUUCGAGGUCGACUACGCCGAGUUCCUGGACGACGCGCUGGACGAGACGUUCGACCUGCGGGCGAGCCUGGAGCGCAACGGCGGGUGCGCGGGGCCGGAGGAGAGGGAGUGGUGGAUCCUCAAGCCCAGCAUGAGCGACCGCGGGCAGGGCAUCCGGCUGUUCUCGACCAUGGACGAGCUCCAGGGCAUCUUUGACGGGUGGGAGGAUGGGAUGCCGUCAUCCGACGACGAGGAGGAUGACGAGGACGGGGACCUGCGCGACGGCAACGGGGCUGGGGCUGACCGCGAUGACAGAGAUGGCAUCACGACGUCGCACCUUCGCCACUUUGUCGCGCAGCCUUACAUCCACCCGCCGCUCCUGCUGCCCGAGUGCGACAACCGAAAGUUCCAUAUCCGCGCGUACGUGCUGUGCGUGGGCGCACUAAAGGUCUACGUGGGCCGCUCGAUGCUGGCGCUGUUCGCUGGGCGGGCCUACUCGGCGCCCUGGGAGAAGAACAACGGCGGAAGGGCCGCAGACGACGGUUCGGAGGAGGACGAGGGCUACCUCGACGCGCACCUCACCAACACGUGCAUCCAGGGCCCCAAGGCGGACGCGGGCUCGGUGCGGCGCUUCUGGGACGUGCCCGGGCUGGCGGACGCGGCCAAGAAUGACAUCUUCUCGCAGGUGUGCACCGUCACGGGCGAGGUGUUUGAGGCCGCCGCCAAGGCCAUGAUGGUGCACUUCCAGCCGCUGGGCUUCGCGUUCGAGGUCUUUGGGCUGGACUUCCUCGUGGAUGCUGCAGGGCGCGCGUGGCUGCUGGAGGUCAACGCGUUCCCGGACUUCAAGCAGACCGGGGACGACCUGCAGGACGUCGUGGCUGAGUUCUGGCAGGGGGCGGUGGGCCAGGCCGUCGCCCCGUUCGUGGGAGCGGAGUUACCAAAAGACAGUGGGAAGGGGGAUGGGAUGGUGCUUGUCAGGGACGUCGAUCUGGGGAGGAGGUGA
Messenger RNA from Diaporthe batatas, 2613 nucleotides. RefSeq lists its product as uncharacterized. The transcript has 3 exons. Gene Ontology annotation, cellular component: P-body. Gene Ontology annotation, biological process: protein modification process. Bases 1 to 2613 code for a protein of 870 amino acids. Lineage: Eukaryota; Fungi; Ascomycota; Sordariomycetes; Diaporthales; Diaporthaceae. Gene Ontology annotation, molecular function: hydrolase activity. The record is from RefSeq and is a predicted model, not a curated record.